CAAACCACGAACAAUAUCUCCGUCGUUAGGCAGAGAACCUCACUUCAGUCUUUCCUUCAGGUCGCUAGCGAUGUUUACUGUACUAUAGAUUGGUUUCUUCUUUUAUUUCAACUUUCGCUUCCUCAAUAGACAGCUUCAACUCCGCAACCCGCCAGGAUGAACACCAUGGCCUCGCGCACCCUGCGCACCUCCUCGCACCUCCAGCACAACUCCCCACUCGCCAGCAUCUUCCUCCAGCACAUCAACACCUCAAUCCCCCUCAGCCAGCGACACACCCCACGCGCCUACUCAACCGACACCACCGAGUCCCUCACCACGGAAAAACCCCGCAACAACCGCCUCAACCCGCCCGCCUCGACCCUCCCCCCACCCCUCGUCAUCCCCCCCAAGAACCCCGACCAAUCCUUCUUCCGCAACCUCUUCAACCAAGGAAAAGGCUACCUGACCUUCUACAAAACCGGCGCCCAAUUCAUCUUCACCAACCUCUCCCUCUCGCACGCCCCGCAAGAGCUCGUCGACAAGAAAUACGACGGCGCUGUCUACGAAGCCGUUCGCGACCGCAACUUCAGUCGCGCGCAUUACCAGCUCCUCCUCCGCUCCUGGCACGACAUCAAGCGCCUGCCUGUCUUUGCGCUGAUAUUUAUCGUCUGCGGGGAAUUCACCCCGCUCAUCGUCUUCGCCUUCUCAAGCGUCGUGCCGUACACAUGUCGCGUCCCGCGCCAGAUCGAGGCGGAUCGCGAGAAGAUUGAGGCAAGACGCAAGACCUCGUUCCGUAACUUGACAAUGGCGUUCACGCCGGGGAAGGAGCUGGAAAGGGAACAGCUGCUGCAUAUCUCGUGGUCGUUGGGCUUGUCGAGCAAUAUGUGGGAUCACAUUGGUGGCACACCGGUGGCGCUGUUGAAGGGGCGCGUGGCGAGUCAUGUUGAGUACUUGCAGACGGAUGAUAGGCUGAUUAGACGCGAUGGGGUGUUGAGUGACUUGGAGGAUGAGGAGGUUGCGAUUGCAUGCACCCAACGCGGGAUUGAUGUGGUUGGGCGCAGUGAGGAGCAUUUGAGGGAGAUGUUGGAGAAGUGGAUGGCAGCGAGUAAGAAUACGCCUAUGGAGAAGCUGUUGCUCACGAGGUAUGUUUCUUCUUGGGGAAUUGGGUUGAGAGAAAUGAGGAUCCAUUGCUAACGGCUCGGCCUCAUAGACCGAAUGUCUGGCCAGUGCCGGCGAAGAAGGGCAACUGAUAUCCAAGCACGACGGACACACUUCACGGCAUUUGGGCAUUCACGGCAUCCAUUCCGAUCUCUGGGACAUCUGUAUUACCAUCUACUACAUCAGCCGCGAUAUCCCAUCUCUAUGUACACUAAAGCCAUCCCGCACGAAGGCGUUCAGGAAGAUAGACGAGCUCAUCCGCUCAAUUGAGCGGAGGGAACGAACGAAGAAAGAGAGCCCAGAAAGGGCUACUAUAUGUAGAACACCAUAUUCAGCUCAGAUAUAUUUAAUGUACCAUAAGCCAGGUUAGCAAAUUUAAUCAACGUAUUCUUGAA
This is a messenger RNA of Pseudogymnoascus destructans, 1532 nucleotides long. RefSeq lists its product as uncharacterized. Lineage: Eukaryota; Fungi; Ascomycota; Leotiomycetes; Thelebolales; Thelebolaceae. Bases 157 to 1173 code for a protein of 338 amino acids. Gene Ontology annotation, biological process: intracellular monoatomic cation homeostasis. Gene Ontology annotation, molecular function: ribosome binding. The transcript has a single exon. The record is from RefSeq and is a predicted model, not a curated record. Gene Ontology annotation, cellular component: mitochondrial inner membrane.